Messenger RNA from Stomoxys calcitrans (stable fly), 3466 nucleotides. RefSeq names its product fl(2)d-associated complex component (gene Flacc). Gene Ontology annotation, cellular component: RNA N6-methyladenosine methyltransferase complex. The coding region runs from base 121 to 3255 and encodes 1044 amino acids. The transcript has 4 exons. The record is from RefSeq and is a predicted model, not a curated record. Lineage: Eukaryota; Metazoa; Arthropoda; Insecta; Diptera; Muscidae.
UUUUCGUCAAGGGUAGUUGGUGGAUGUGAAAAUCGUCGAAAUUUUCCACACACACACAAAAAAAGGUUUUACAAAUAUUUCCCAUAGAUUGAAGCAAUUUGUAGAAAAACCUUACCAGCAAUGGAUAAAAAGUCCAAGGAAGCCUUGAGACGUUACAAAAAAGCUCGCAAGGCCGAAUCUAGCAGUGAAUCGAGUUCCAGCAGUGAUUCGGAUUCUGGCUCGUCAAGCUCAUAUAGCAGUUCCGAUAGCGAACGACGGCAUCGUCACAAAAAAUCAAGGCAACCUGGCUUGAGGCGCUCCAGCAGCUCUAGCGGUGAUGAACGCCACAAGCGCGACAAGGAGCGAAGAUGCCAAAAGAAAUUGGAAGCCAAACGUAAUCAUUUGAAGCGUAAACUGAAGGAAGCCAAACUAAAGAAAAAGGCAGCCGCUGCAGCAGCAGCGUUAAGUGGUCACUCUCAUCGUGCCUUGUCACCGGCAACACAAGCAAAACUGAAAAAAUUGGCCGAACGCAAACACCUGAGGGCGGCCAGCAAAGAACGCCGAGAAAGAGAAAAGGAAAAGCAUAGAGCCCUAAGGGAACGCGAAAGGGAGCAUCAUCAUCGCAGCAGUCGCUCACCCACAAAAAUUACAAAAAUACGCAUACACCAGGAUGUCAAUCGUCAGAAGACGCCUCCCCGCAUGCAUCAUCAGUUGAUGUCUCGUGAAAAGAUUAUCAUACAGACAAGGACACGAGAUCGCACUCCUUCGGCGGAACGUGAACGCUUACGUCAUGAGAAAAUGCGCCAUGAAGAUUUGGCAAGGGAACGUGAGCGACGCGAACGUGAAGCUGCGCGUGACAAGGAAAGGGCUGAGGCCUUGGCCAGAUGCCAGGAAAGACAGAGGGAACGAGAACGUUUAGCUCGUGAGAAGAUACGCAGAGAGGAGGAGGAGAAAUAUGGCAAACCUGUGAGUGAGCGUUUGCUGGCUCGUGGUCCGGAUCGAGAAAUGGGUAGCCGUGGGUUUGAUAGCCGUGAUCGUUCAUUGGAAAGAGCCAAACGGGACAUUGAUCCAUACGAGCACGGCUAUGUGCGCAAACAUAGGGCCGACGAGUAUGAGGAGGAAAGUGAACGAAGGGCCAUUUUGGAGAGAGAAGAAAUGUUACGUGAACGCGAAUACCUGGCACGUCGCCGUGAGCUGAGUCCCACUGAAUAUGCCGGGCCAAGUAGUAGCAGUCGUAUGCGUGGCGACCCUCGCGACAUGUAUCCCGAAGAUGAAAGAGAUCGUGCCUACAAACGUCCUUUCCUAGAGGAGGGGCGUAGCAGCAGCCGCGACCAAUGGCUAUCGGAACGAGAAAUGAGAGCCCGUGGUGAUAUGCAUGAUCCCAGAGAUUACCGUGAGUUGGAAGCAGAACACCUAUACCCAGAAGAACGUGAUCGCUUGCCACCGCCCAGAGAAAGAGAAAGGCCAUAUGUAGGUCGUGCUGCUGCAGAUUGGAAGCGUAAGGAAUGGAUUGGAAGUCCCAGAGAAUGGCCCAGUGAAGAGCCAACCUCAACGCCACACACCUCUGCUCGAGGUAUAGGUGGCGGUGGUUUUGGCACCACCAAAAGAGGCGGUGGUUCUGUUUUACCAGUAAAAAUUGCACCACCAUCAGCACGCGACCAAAGGCCUACGUCAGAGCCCGAUUGGGAUGCCGAAGAGGGACAAAUCGAGGUUUCGAAGAAACCUGAAGUACCGGCACGUGACUCUUGGCUAGAGCAUGAUAAGCGUGAUAUACCAGAGGGGCGGGAAAAAAUUCCCCCCAGCAGCAGGCCUUGGUCACAAGAUUGGCGUGAACGCGAGGAAGCCAGUGUGUCCUCGGGACCACCAAGUUAUUCGCGCGGUCCCCCUGGUCCUAUGAUACAUCAUCCUCGUGGUGAGCGUGGAGGCAGAGGUGGUUACCGUCGCGGAGGCCAUAUUAUACACGGUGAGCGGGUGCCAGGCAUACACAGUUUUAGAGCUCAUCAUCCUCCAGCUUUAUUGAGUCUACCAACAUCUGGGGCAUUCCAUGAGGGCGGCUCUCCCAGAUUCCCCAAUAAGAGGAAUAUGACCUACACCAAUCCGAAUAUUUUGAAGAAACAACAAGCAGCAUUGGCAGCAGCUAAGGCUGGUACCACAAAUCCCAGUAUUUUAGUGGCCGCAGCCAAAGCCGCUGCUCAAAGCACUGCAAGUGGUACCACAAAUCCCAGUAUUUUAGGACAAGGUCCUGCUAUGGGACGCAAUGCUGGCCAAGCCGAUGAUAAGCCAGAGGCAGGAGAAAUUGUUGGUGAACUUGAUGAUAAGCCAAGCGCAACGGAAGCAGACGCUGGGCGAGAACAACAAGGAGAACAAACGGCAGAAAGUGCUGCCGAUAAGGAGAAGAAAUCGGGAGAACUUAGCGAAAUUAGUGAUAGUGACGAUGACAUAUUAAACAAAACCGAGAAGAAGGCCAAACUUGACAAUGAAGAUUCCAAUUCUCAAAGCAAACCCGAAAGAGAAGCAACAGAAGAUAAGGCCGAUGACGAAGAACUUAUGGAUUUUGAAGAAAUCUCCGAUGGAGAACUGGAGGAGGAAAGAGCCGCCAAAGGUGUUGGCGAUGCUUUAGGUGUGGAUUGGUCCUCCCUGGUGGCCGAAACCAAACGUUUGCCAUCAUACCAAACUACAACGGCCAAACAAAAAUGGCAACCGCAUCGUAUUAUACUGGACGUUGGCAUAUCCAUGCGCAUGGCUGGUGAUUAUGCCAAGCAAUUGCUUAUAAAUGCCAAACAACAGUUGGAAGAAGAACUCAAGGAGGAAGCAACUGUUAAAGGCGAAGUCAAAGACGAAGCCACAAAUGCUAUAAAAUCUGAAAUCAAAGACGAAGUGUCAUCCCUAUCCACCUUAGACGAUGAUUCUCAAACUCCAGUGGAGAAUGAUGAAAACAGUACAUCCGACAUUAAGCCCAAAGAAGAAAAGUUGGAAACCAAACCUCCUAUAUCGGAGAUAUCGCCAACUGAAACCAUAAACAUUGAAAGUUUACCUCCGUUGGCAUGCAUGCAAGUGGCGCAAAGAAAGUUACAAAUGGAACGCAAUAACUUAAUUGCAAAUGCAUGUGGCAUGAAUAGUAGAGCUUUAAGUGCUCGGCAAGAUUUAAAAUUGCGUAGACAAUUGUGUGGUCUUCCCGCACGAGAGUGUCCGAUAUCACGCAAUAUUCCUGCUACUAGUGACAAACUAAAAGCAAUGGCUCUAGCUGCUUUUCAGAGGACACUAGAAGUGAAAUAGACGCUUUUAAAUACAGAUGAGAUGAAUGGAUAAACUAUGUUGCGAAUAUUCCUAAAUAGCAAGCUUGCAGAUGAAUUUUACAAGUUUUUCCCCGCUAGAUGUUAAGGUUACAUAUUUAUAAUAUUCUGGAAAUGCCUACAUUAAUGAAUUAUACCAUAGUUUGAAAGAUAUAUAGACUUGUCCUACCAAGAAAUGGUAUUUACAUAGGAAA